ACGCCGCGAUCUGCUGCUCCUACAGUUAGCUCGAUAGUAGCCCCUGCCACCAUUGGAGGCGAAUCCCCGGCAGCAGCGUGUGUCUCCUAAUCACUCGCAGUGAAGCAUACAGUGGCAGGCACGCCUGGGCCUGCCCUCUCGUUAUGGCGUUGCUAGUCGUGCGAAUUAGCGUGAGCGCGCAGCGUCAGCUACCAGGUCGCCGCUGAAGCGGCUGACGGCAGCGUGCGAUCGGCGUUGGAGGCUGGCUCGGACAUGGUUGGGACCAUUGGGCGACUCGCACUUAGUAGACUCAAGACCAGAGGCCGACAUCGAACGAUUCUGCUCUCUCCUCACUCGUUCGGCUCGCCAUUGUCACAUUCGCUAUUAGUGCCACCGUCAUGCUCGCCUUUCGCCCUGAGCGUCACUUGCACGUCAUGGCCGUCGCCCUCAGCCGCCGCGUUCUCGCCGUCGCUCCUCCUCCGCGUCCUCCGCACACCCACCACUCAUCGCACACUCACGCCCCCUCAGAGUUCACACUCGUUCCCUCACCACUCCCACACUCACUCGCGCGCCUCUCCCACACCUCUCCCCGCGAGCAUCAGCGCCAAUUGCGACCCGCCUGGAUAUAGCCCCCACCACGUGCCACCUCCCCCUCCCCGCGCUCAGGUACCGCCUCCCCUUCACGGCACUCAGAUAACACCUUCCCUUCCCCACGACGCGCCGUCAACCAGCGGACGGCCGAGAUACGAUCCUGAGGAGAUCGCAAAGGAGUACAGAUGGCGACCCGUGACAGUAGCGAGGCGCACGGGCGUGACUAUAGCGGAGCUGGCGCGCAUGUGGUGGCGGAAACAGAUGGUGGCGGACGUGCGAGUGCGCGCUAGGAAGUUCAGGGAGUCUCUCGUUCGCCUCGGCCCCUUCUACGUCAAGUUGGGGCAGGCUCUCAGCACUCGGCCGGAUAUUUUACCGCCCGAGUACUGCGCUGAGCUGGCACUGCUACAGGAUCGGAUGGCGCCCUUCCCCUGCCACGUGGCACUUGCUACAGUGCAGCAGGAGCUGGGAGUGCCGCCCAGCCAGCUGUUUGCGGAGUUCAGCUCCGCCCCUGUAGCGGCUGCUUCCUUGGGUCAGGUGUACAAAGCGCGUCUCCUCUCAGGCGAGUGCGUGGCAGUGAAGGUACAGCGCCCAGCGGUGCGCCACCAGAUAGCGCUCGACUCCCUCGUCGUUCGCCGUGUGGCGGCACUGCUGCAGCCGCUGGUGCAUGGCAGAUCAGAUCUUGUCGCGAUUGCCGACCAGCUGGGUGAGGAGGGUGAUGAUGAGGGUGAGGAGGGUGAUGAUGGUGAUGAGGGCGACGAGGGGGAUGAGGGUGAUGAGGGGGAUGUGGGUGAUGAGGGUGAUGAGGGUAAUGAGGGUGAUGAUGAGGGUGAUGAGGGUGAUGAGGGUGAUGAUGAGGGUGAUGAGGGGGAUGAGGGUGAUGAGGGUGAUGAUGAGGGUGAGGAGGGUGAUGAUGGUGAUGAGGGCGACGAGGGGGAUGAGGGUGAUGAGGGGGAUGUGGGUGAUGAGGGUGAUGAGGGUAAUGAGGGUGAUGAUGAGGGUGAUGAGGGUGAUGAGGGGGAUGAGGGUGAUGAGGGUGAUGAGGGUGAUGAGGGUGAGGAGGGUGAUGAUGAGGGUGAGGAGGGUGAUGAUGGUGAUGAUGAGGGUAAUGAGGGUGAUGAUGAGGGUGAUGAGGGUGAUGGUGAGGGUGAUGAGGGGGAUGAGGGUGAUGAGGGUGAUGAGGGUGAUGAGGGUGAUGAGGGUAAUGAGGGUGAUGAGGGUGAGGAGGGUGAUGAUGAGGGUGAGGAGGGUGAUGAUGGUGAUGAGGGCGACGAGGGGGAUGAGGGUGAUGAGGGUGAUGAGGGUGAUGAGGGUAAUGAGGGUGAUGAUGAGGGUGAGGAGGGUGAUGAGGGUGAUGAGGGGGAUGAGGGUUAUGAGGGUGAUGAGGGUGAUGAUGAGGGUGAUGAGGGUGAUGAUGAGGGUGAUGAGGGUGAUGAGGGUGAUGAGGGGGAUGAGGGUUAUGAGGGUGAUGAGGGUGAUGAGGGUGAUGAGGGUGAUGAGGGUGAGGAGGGUGAUGAUGAGGUCAGUGCAGUGUGCCGCAUGUUCGAUGAGGUGGACUACCAGCAGGAGGGGCUGAAUGCAGAGCGCUUCCAUGCGCUCUAUGGCGACCACAGCGAUCCUCAAGGCAAUGAGCAAAGAAAGUCAUCCCGGGGCACACGCCGGGGCCUUGUGAAGGUUCCAAGAAUCUUCUGGAAGUACUCUAGUCGCCGGGUGCUGACUAUGGAGUGGAUCGACGGCAUCAAGCUCACAGACCGUGCAGGCCUGCUGCAAGCCGGCCUCAGCACCCAGUUCGUCGUUGACCUGGGCGUCCUUUCCUCCCUGCGGCAGCUCCUAGAGGAGGGUUUCUUUCAUGCCGACCCGCAUCCGGGCAAUCUGGUGGUGACACGUGGCGGCCAGCUGGCGUACUUUGACUUUGGCAUGAUGGGCGAGCUGCCACCUCAGCAGCGAAUCAGCAUCAUCCGUGCCGUGGUGCAUUACGUGAACCGCGACGCCCAGGGCCUGGCGGAGGACUUCCGCGCGCUGCACUUCGUCCCGCCCGACGCACACACAGCGCCCGUCGCUGCCGCGCUCAAGGACGCGUUUCAGGAGCCAGGGGCCAGGAGGGGAGAGGGAGGGGAAGCGGGGGGGGAAGAGAGUGGAGGCGGCACUGGCAGCACGAGCGGCAUGGACUUUCAGGGCGUCAUCCUCCGCCUCUCCUCAGUCAUGUACCGCUUCCGCUUUAGCCUACCGCCGCACCUCUCCCUCGUCGUCCGUGCACUUGGGAGCCUGGAAGGCACGGCAACAACACUCGACCCAAACUUCAAGGUGGUGGCAACGGCCUACCCCUUCAUCAUCGCUCGCCUCCUCUCAGACCCCUCACCCGAGAUGCGGGCCAUUCUGCGCCAGAUGCUGCUGUGGCCCGACGGCCGGAUAAGAUGGCAGCGCCUGCAGAGACUGGCGUCGGUCCUCUCCAAGCCAUCAUCGCCCCACUCCAAUGCUGCAGAGACAGGCACUAGAGCAGACGAGGAGGAGGAGAGAGCGUUGGGCAGGGAGCAGAGCGUGGGGCAGCAGAGGGACAAGCGGAGAGAGGGAGCGGAUGAGGCAACCUCUGAGGCAGCGGCUCAAAGGUCGCAGCAGAGGGACGAGGUACGGGAGGGCGUGGAUGUGACCAACCAAAAGCCACGGCAAAGGGACGAUCUGAGAGAGGGGGUGGAUGAGGCGGCGGUGGUGGCAGCAGCAGGGGACUUCGUGGCGUAUGUGAUGUCGAGAGAUGGGAGCAGCACCAGAGGGUGGCUCGUGAGAGAUGCUGUGAGCGCAGGGCAGCGAUGGGUGGAGGUGAGCCUUGGGUCGACUCAAGAGGUGCUUGAGCAGCGAUGGGCGGAAGAGGGGAUGGUGAGAAGGAGAAGGGAAGAGAGGGGAGGGGAGGGAGAGGUGAGGCGGGAGGAGAGGGGAGAAAGAGGAGGGGAGGGAAGAGCAAGCAGCAGCAGCAGCAGUGCGAUUGGGUCGGCAUUGGAUGGUGUGGCGGGAGUGGCAGGCACGACAGCACAACAGCAAGACACCAAACUCAGCAGCAAAACACACGACACCAGAUCCAGCAAUCGGAAAGAAGAGGCGCCCCCUCAGGCUCCCCCUGUUGACCCCCUGGGAGCGCUGGGAGCGCUGGUAGCAGCGGUGCAGCGCGCACCAGAGCUGUGGGUGCCGCUGCUGGUGGAAACAGCAGGGAGGGCGGAGGCGAGGGAGAUGGCAGGGAGUGUGGUGCGAGGGGUGGCUGGCGCUGCUGCUGACUCUGCUGUGGAGGGGGCUCUGUUAGCAGUGUCACACUGGCUUCACUCCAAGUAGAGGGCGGAGGCAGGGGGGGAGAGGGGUUUCUUUCCCUGUUGCUGACUCUGCUGCGGAGGGGGCUCUCCUAUCGCUCUCACACUGCCUGGACUCCUUCCAAUAAGGUUUCGAAUGGUGGAGUCGACUGAGAAGUGCGGCUGCUGCUGGUGCAGACCGCAGGGGGGAGGAGCAAGGGCGAUGGCAGGGAGGGAGGAGCACGGGCGGUGGCAGGGAGGGUGGUGAGAGGGGUGGCUGAGAGCACAUUGCUUGGGGUGAGGGGUGGUGAGAGCGGUGGCUUCACCCUCUAUUUACUUGGGGUGCGAGUCGGUGUCACGGUGGUUCAACUCACUAAAAUCGAGAGCACUUGACUUUCCAGCUGACUCAGAAGUGCCGCUGCUGGUGAAGACAGCAGGGAAGGCGGAGGCGAUGGAGAUGGCAGGGAGGUUGGUAGAGGGGUGGCUUCUCAGGUUGCUGACUCCGCAGAGUGCUAUGGUAGCAUUGUCACGAUGGGUCCGCUCCAGGCAGAGAAUGGUGCUGUGUGGAGGCAGCAGGAAAGGCAGAGGCAGGCAAGUAGGAGUUGGCAAGGAGGAGGGGAGGUGCCUGGCUAUGUACUGAGGGUAUGUUGUUAUCCUCACGUCCCAAUUGACUGGCACUGCCAGGUACAAAUGCUUGAUCUCGCGGUGCAAUGCGGUACAGCGUGGUGCGGCUCAAAUUGGGACACAAGGCCUUCAAGACGCGAGUAUAGGUUUGUACCUACCCUGAGUCUGCUUUGGAAGGGUCUCUAGAAACAGGGUCACUGUUAACUAGUUAGUAUUGGGCCAUGCUUGGGACAGAGUGUACGUAGUGGACUAAAGAGCGUAGUACCUGGUCCAAUGUUCAAACAUUUGCCUGGUCUUCAUAGUUGCACAAGUAUUGUGAAGAAAGAGGGAGCUGUUGGCAUUACAAUGCAUGUGUAAGGAAUUUUAUUCCUUACCGGGUUGUACUGCAAUCGCGUACACCCGAACUCUCGGAAGAUCAGGCUGAUAGAAUACUAGAAUGAUUAGAAAUGAGAGAGAACAAGGGAGAUAUAGAGUUUGGGUUGUACUCUCUAAGGACACAUUGUUAGAUGACUAG
This is a messenger RNA of Closterium sp. NIES-67, 4977 nucleotides long. The record is from the annotation of a GenBank genome assembly. NCBI's taxonomy places the organism in Eukaryota, Viridiplantae, Streptophyta, Zygnematophyceae, Desmidiales, Closteriaceae.